GUGAGGGAGAGCGAGGUGCAGGCUGUGUGGCUGCAGAGCCAGGCAGAUGUGGUGGGUCGGGAGCUGUGGGAGGAGAGUGCCCAGCGAGACAGGGAGCUGUGGGCGUGGAGGGACCGCUACCACGCUGCCUCAGAGGGCCUGAGGCUGAGGGAGGCUGAGCUUCAGGAGGUACAGAGGGCCAGGGACACGGCCCUCAGAGGCCUGAGACUACAGGAGGAGAAGAGCCACAGUAUGGGGGCCCAGAGGCAGGAGCUGCAGCACAGCCUGGAGGACCUACAGGACAGGGUGAGGAGCUGGGGCUGCGGCUGGGGAGGUACUGGGAGCAGGGGUCGAGGGACGGGUAGGAAGAGGAGGGGAGAGGUGGAAGAGAGUCAGGGCCUGGGGAGGAGGGGGAGGUGGCAGGGUGCAGGCUUGGUGGCGGGGGUGCGGCUGCAGUGUGGGUGUAGUGAGGACCCGGUCAGGCUCCAUAACAUCAGGUCACUGGGGUCUAAUUAAGCUGAGCUCCACAUUAGGCUGCAACCCCAGAAAUGUACAGGAAAUUCAGUUGUUUUUUUUCCCACUUUCAAGUGCACUGCCGUGUUAAAACGCAUAUGACCCCCAUGGAUUUAAUUAAAAAUGUUGUGCUUAGCAAGCAGGUUAAUGACGCUCCUUAAUGGGCUUUGUGGAAAAUUAGCCUCACAGAGAGGAGAAAGUAUAUUUUCUUUUCUUUACUGAUGUGUUUCUUUCUUGUAAUUUUAUUGUUUCUUGUGAUAAAAAGGACAUUAUAACUCAGUUAACUACCACUGUUAGGAAUAACUCCUGUAGGUCAACUGAAAAUCACUCAGCCAUAGCCCUCUCACAAUCAGAAUUUUCUAUGUGAAAAUAAGGCGCCUCUGUUUCAGAGUGAGGCCUGUGCUCAUUGGAAGGCACAGCGGUCUGUAAAAGCAUGUGUGGUGAACCUCAGACUGACCUUGUGCCUCUCUAUCUGCUCAUUGUCCUCUGUCUGUCUGUCUGUCUGUGUUGUGGUUGGAAUCCUCAGCCACUCUUUAGAUACCUCAGUCUACAACCACCCCUCCGACCCCCCUCUCCUCCCCAGCCCACCAACCCACUCACCCAUUCCACAUGUUUCUGGUAUCAGUGUUGUUGUUGUUAAUUGCCUCAUCCCAGUCUGCCUCUCUCUGUCUCUCAUGCGUAUGAUUACUCGCGACAAAAUAACACUAUCAAUAUAGCCGUGUGUUUUUAUUACUCUGUUACCAAUGUGGAGUCUCAUCAUAUUUUAACAGAUUUGGGCAGCAAAAACGGAUAGAGAAAGCUGCUUUAUCAAUAAUUAUGUGUAAUCCACAACAAUUUCACAGAAGCUGAAUAACAAUAGCAAAAAUUGUUCUGUAUAAACCCGUAUUAUCCAAUUUGCAGUGAAAUGGAGGGAUGUAGCUAGCAGACAAACCUAUUUCCCUAAAACAGGAAAACAUUUCUUGCUUAUCUAGAGCAUGUUUUUUGUCCAAAUGGGAAACUAACUGGACAGAACAUCUAUAUAGAUUGUGUUCUUUUCUCAUGUACAAUUGUGGUGUUCCCACCAUUAAAGGGACUUUUACCUCUUUAUGUGUUAUUAUGUGUAUCCAUGGGAUGGCACUAAAACCAUCAAGCUCUUUGUCAUUGAUUUUCCUGUAUCCCUGUAAGACGGAACAUAGAGAACAACAUUAAAUAAACGUUUGAUUUGAACUUUUUUGUGCUUGCUGAUUGCAAAUAAUGCCAGUGCUUUGAACAGGAAAGUGCUUUCCACUUAGCUAUUACUAUACAAUCAGCAUGUUCUCUGUCCUUGAUGUGUUCUUAAGUGUGUUAUGUUCCCUCCUGUCCCACAGCUUGCCCAGAAGGAUGAGACAGUGGUGGCUGUCAGAGUGAAGCUGCAGGACCAUGAAGAAGACACCCGUGUUCUCCGCCAACAGCUGCUCUCCUCCCAAGAUGCACUGCAGCAAGUUACUGCCGAGCUGAGGUCAUGUAGAAGAGAGAGGGAGAAGCAGGUAAGAACAUUUUUCAUUUCAUUUGACCCAUUAAGAGCCAUGUAUUGAAAUGUUUAUGACAAUGGAAUGACCUUUCAUGUGCCACUUGUUAUAGGAUAGCCAGUGUGUGGAGACAGAGGAGAGGCUUGCUGAGAUCAGAGCUGAUCUGGUCCAACUACAACAGCAGUAUUCCACCUGCUAUGCCCAGGUACUUGAACCUUGAUAGAAAGUCACCAGUACCAAUAGUUACAUAAUAUGCUAAAAAAGUCAGUAGGGUUAUCCAUAUACUGUACCUCUGCUAGCCUCUUUUAUUAGCCUCUCCUCUAUUAGACCCAUUCUAUUUCUCUGUCUGUGUGUAGCUGGUCCAGGAGGAGGCUGUGGUGAGCAGGCUGAGGGAGGAGCUGCGUGAGGUGGGGGAACAGAGAGACAGACUGGCCUCUCAGGUGACAGAGAACCAGGACCUGAGCCAUGAACUGGACCUGCUCACUGAGAAACACAAGGCUGCACAGCACGAG
Messenger RNA from Coregonus sp. 'balchen', 2491 nucleotides. The record is from the annotation of a GenBank genome assembly. NCBI's taxonomy places the organism in Eukaryota, Metazoa, Chordata, Actinopteri, Salmoniformes, Salmonidae.